AUGUCCCCAUCCUGGCGGCACUCGCUGCUGCAGGGAGUGUGCACGGCUCCUUCAUGCAGCGACUGCAUCAUCGCCUUCUGCUUGGGCUUGAUCCCCCAACGGGGCUCAGAAGGCUCCCCAAUGGCAGACUCGCUGCUAAACCACUCCUGGCCGUCGUUCUCAAAGCGCUGGAUGAAGAGAUGGUCCUUUAAGCGAGGUGACGGGGACACGGUCAGCACUGGAGAGAAGAGGCCAAGUUCAUCACAAGGGCCUUGUGCCAGGGAGAAACUGGCCUUGUGCCUUGUGCCUAGCGCCCAGCAUGGUGGGUCAGACUGCAAGCCGUGCUCGCGGGAGUUCGCUGCCAGCAACAUCCCCACGUCAGACUGCAGCAGCCCAGACACCUUCUCCCCAUCCCUGAUUGCUGAGGAUGAAGUCUUCUUCACCAGCAUGGCAGAGGAAAAGGAAGACUCCUCGUCUCUGGAGCCGGAUGCCCUGAUGGGUGAUGUGCACAGCAGCACUGAGGAUCUCCUCUCCAUAGACUUCGCUCUCCACGGCUCAGAGUAUUACAGAGACCUGGGGCUGCCAAACCUGCCAGAGGCCGGCGUGACUCCAGCAAUGGCAAUGCUGCCAGAACAGACAGGCCAGGUGGCGCCCAGCUCUCCUGUACCGGAAGAGAAGCCUGGAGGCUUGGGGCGAACGCUUGUGGGCAUUGCCUACCCCAGUCCCAUCUCCGGCUCAGUGCAGAACAGGGAGACCAGCUGCCAUUUCCUGAACAGUGACUCUGCUUGCUCCUGUGCGGCAGGGGCCCAGGACAGCCCCCCUGUGGGGGGGUGCCUGGCAGAGCAGGGGAAAGGCCUGGAGCUGCAUGAGGAUGAGCAGUCCUUCCCCGCGCUAAUGAGAUCCAUGUCCACCUCACGGAGGCACAGCUGGGAAAGCCCCGUGUCCCCUACAGAGAGCGAGCGCAGGCUAAGCCUGGAUGCCUCCGAGAUGGCCAGUGACCUGGAGCAAGAAGAGCUCGAAAGGAGCCUGCCCUGCCUGGCUCCCCGUGUGUCCCUGGAGCUGCCCACAGCUGGGGUGGAGGCCUGGGCAGGCGGUGGCAGCACUCUGAUUAAAGUGGAGAUAGAGCCCCUGCACCUGAACUUCGCCAUCGUGCCCGAUCACGAGGACACAGAAUAUGGCAGCAGUGGGAAGAGACUGAGGACAAAGUCCGUCCCUUCCACCUGCAACAAGGUUUCCUCUCCUCAAAUCUCUCACAACCUGGAGGUGUCGCUCCCAGUUGCCAAAGGUAUUGAACCGCCUGCGCUGGAGACGAUUGAAAAGGACCAUGUGGCCCCAGACCAUGUGCUGAUCGUCCAGCAGGUGCUGCAGGAGCUGAAACAGUUUCACGGGGCGAAGCAAGGGGCCUGCCCCGCUGAGGGCAGCAACGAAUCCCAGCAGAACCUCACCUGGUUCGAGUUCCUGUCUCAUGAGGCUGACGACAAUGGGAAGAGUGACAAGAUUGAGAGAGGCACGAAGGUGAAACGCCGGCUGAGUUCCCUGCGGAGCCGUGUCACUGGGUCCUGGCAGAAGGAUAAGGGUAAGAACAAAGACCAACCAAAAGAGAGAGAAAAGAGCCAAAAGUGGAAAAGGGUCAAUGGGCACCAGCUGGCGCCAGGGACGUUCUCCAGCUUCACCAGCUGUUCACUGUGCGCCAAAACUCUGGUGAAUAAAAAUGGUCUGCAGUGCCUGAGUGAGUAUGGCUGAUACCAUGGCCUGGCUGUACCUGUCCACCCUCCCUUCUGGCCUGGCUUGGCCUGGUUGUGCUUCCUGUCUGGCUUGGCUGUACCCGCUCCCCCAUCUGUGCCUGGCCUGGCUUGGCUUGGUUUGGCUUGGCUUGGCUGUACCCUCGAUUCCUGCCAGGCCUGGCUGUACCCAGGAAGCCUGGCCUAGCCGCUUUGUUCCCAGACUCCCAGGGCAUGGCACCCUGUUCAUUCUCAUUGGUCUUAGCUGCCCAGGCAUCUCCUGUCUCUUUCCCAAAGGAGGGUUCCGGGUCAAUUUGUUCCUUUAAAUUUGAUAUUAACAAAAAAGGGAAGGUCAGGAAAUGCUCUGUCCUUUCUGAGUAGCCCUGAGAGCAUUUUUGGGCCUGCCUGGGGCUAGCCCCGCUGGGCUGCCUGGGCCCAGCCUUUCCUUUCCAGAGACACAGAUGUUUCAGCUCCACAUGUGAUGUGGGAACAGACACGGGGAGUCAAAAAACCAUCCAGGGCUUAGUUAAGCAAAGCCAAAGUGAAAUGCUGUCUCCCCCGCCACCCCCCCCACACUC
Mauremys mutica (yellowpond turtle) is the source of this 2278-nucleotide messenger RNA. RefSeq names its product A-kinase anchor protein 13-like. Bases 1 to 1722 code for a protein of 573 amino acids. The transcript has 12 exons. The record is from RefSeq and is a predicted model, not a curated record. NCBI's taxonomy places the organism in Eukaryota, Metazoa, Chordata, Testudines, Geoemydidae.